AUGGCGCUCCUCAAGCUCUGUGGUCUUGUUUUACUGGGCCUUGCUCUGCUAGCCCAAUGUGCUCCUCAGAAGAAAUUCCGACGACACAUGAUUCGUGGGCGACCGAUGGGCGGACUCGUUCCAAAGCCGACUAGGAACGAAAAGUAUGUCUCGAAUGAUGCUGUGGUGCAGGACUGGUUCGAAAACAGCGUAGAUCAUUUCAAUAGCUCAAACACGGCUACAUACCAACAGAGAUACUGGUACAAUCAACAGUGGUACAAGCAAAAUGGACCAGUGUUUUUGAUGUUGGGAGGAGAAUCAGCCGAGGAUCCGUACUGGGUACAAGACGCAACGCUCGAAUGGACAAAAAUGGCAGCUGAUAAUGGUGCUUUUGUUUUCCUCCUCGAGCACCGAUAUUACGGUGAAAGCAAACCCACAAAAGAUAUGUCCACUUCGAAUCUGGUCUACCUAAGUUCUGCUCAAGCCCUUGAAGAUAUGGCUGCGUUCAUAGUCGGCAUGAAGCAGAAGUUCCCACAACUUGCCGCUGCUCCUUGGGUCACUUUUGGAGGGUCCUAUUCAGGAGCUUUGGCCGCCUGGGCUCGUGUCAAGCAUCCCGAACUUGUUGCAAUGGCUGUUGGAAGCAGCGGUCCUGUACAAGCUGAAGUCGACUUUGUUGAGUAUCUCGAAGUGGUGCAAAACUCUAUCACUCGCAAUUCUCAACAAUGCGCCCAGUCUGUGACUACCGCAUUCAACCUCGUCGCUUCUCUUCUCACAACAGCUUCUGGACGACAAAGUCUAAAAACCACAUUCAACCUUUGCGAAGAUUUGGACCCAACGAAUGCACAACAGAUAGAGACAUUCUGGCAAACCGUAUACAGUCCUUACAUGGAAGUUGUGCAAUAUUCUGGAGACAACGCAGGUCUAUUCCACAACUUGCUCACUAUCCAAAACGCAGUUUGCCGCUUCCAUGAUAGUAACGCAAAUUCGCUGACAAAACUGAAACAGGUAAACAACUAUUUUAACCAGCUGGAAGGCUACACUGGAUGUGAAGAUAUUGACUACCAAAGUUUCAUUCAGUUCAUGCAGGAUACUUCCUAUGGCGAUGCUCAAGAAAUUCGCGCUUGGGUAUGGCAAACAUGCACUGAGUUCGGUUACUACCAGUCGACAGACUCUGACACAGCCGGACCAUUCUUUGGAGGAAAACCAGCUUUACCUGUCCAAUACUAUAUCGAUGAGUGCACAAACAUCUACGGAAGCGAGUACAAUUCAGCCAGUGUAGCUGAUGCUGUUGCGAAAGUGAAUGCCUAUUAUGGUGGUCGCGAUAACAUGCAGUCAUCAUACAUCAUACUUCCAAACGGUAAUAUCGACCCAUGGCAUGCACUUGGAAAACUGAACAGCAGCAUCUCUACAAUCAUCCCUGUGGUCAUUGAUGGAACCGCUCACUGCGCUGACAUGUAUGCAACAUCGCUAAACGACUCUUCCGAAGUGACUGCUGCACGAGAAAAAAUUGCCAACCAGAUCAAGCAAUGGCUGCAGCAAAUCAACUAA
Messenger RNA from Cylicocyclus nassatus, 1527 nucleotides. Lineage: Eukaryota; Metazoa; Nematoda; Chromadorea; Rhabditida; Strongylidae. The record is from the annotation of a GenBank genome assembly.